Molecule: messenger RNA, 1191 nt
Organism: Megalops cyprinoides (Indo-Pacific tarpon)
Lineage: Eukaryota; Metazoa; Chordata; Actinopteri; Elopiformes; Megalopidae
Gene: cxcr1
Product: C-X-C chemokine receptor type 1
Exons: 2
Coding region: 66-1148 (360 amino acids)
Biological process (GO): immune response; neutrophil chemotaxis; G protein-coupled receptor signaling pathway
Cellular component (GO): membrane
Molecular function (GO): C-X-C chemokine receptor activity
Source: RefSeq, a predicted model, not a curated record
GUUUAGAUGACAGUAGAGGUGGCAGGCUGACAUGCAUCUCUGCCACUGCAGCACCAGACCCCACCAUGCACGAACCAAACCUGUCCAAUUUUGUGAUCACCUGGGAUGAAGACCUCUUCUCCAACUACUCAGAUUACAACAUCAGUGAAGCUGAGCUUGAUAAAAGUGUCGAGAUCUGCUUGGCCACCUCCAUCUCCCCUGCGGUCCACAUUGCCGUGUGUACCUUCUACAUCCUGAUCUUCCUGCUGGCCAUCCCUGGGAACCUGGUCGUAGGGCUGGUCAUCGGCUCCAGAAAGCAGGCUCUCUCGCCGUCCGAUGUGUACCUGCUCAACCUGGCGGCGGCCGACACCCUGCUUGCCCUAACGCUGCCGCUCUGGGCCACGGCGCUGGUGCGAGGCUGGGUGUUCGGCGACUUCACGUGCAAGCUGGUGAGUCUGGUGCAGGAGGUGACCUUCUACAGCAGCAUCCUGUUCCUGGCCUGCAUCAGCGUGGACCGCUACCUCGUGAUCGUGCGCGCCAUGGAGACCAGGAAGCAGAGCAGGAGGCUGUGCAGUGCCGUCAUGUCUGCCGCGAUCUGGGUAGCGGGGGCUGUAUUCGCGCUCCCCGUGCUCUACAACGAGGUCUUUCUCCCCCCGGGGGCGGAGCAGAUGGUGUGCGCGGAGCAGUACGACCCGGUCCAGGCCCAGGCGUGGCGGUUCUCCACCCGGAUGCUCCGCCACACGCUGGGCUUCCUGUUGCCGCUGGCCGUCAUGCUGCUGUGCUACGGGGUGACGGUGGCGCGCCUCCUCCGCACGCGUGGCUUCCAGAAGCAGCGCGCCAUGCGCGUCAUCGUGGCGGUGGUGGCCGCCUUCCUGCUCUGCUGGACCCCCUACCACGUGUCGGUGAUGGCGGACACCCUGAUGAGGGCAAAGCUAGUGAACUUCGGGUGCGGGGCGCGCCGGGCGGUGGACCGGGCCCUGUUCGGCACGCAGAGUCUGGGGCUGCUGCACUGCUGCGUUAACCCCGUGCUGUACGCCUUCAUCGGGGAGAAGUUCCGCAGGAACAUGCUGCUCCUGCUCUGCAGGAAGAAGGUGCGUGAGCGCGGCUCCGGCUCCAGGAUCAGCCGCUCCACCUCCCAGACCUCCGAGGCCAACUCCACCCUCAUGUGACCGAGCAGCGCCUGAGACAGCACUGAGCACACACACACGCUCA